Molecule: messenger RNA, 1617 nt
Organism: Peromyscus maniculatus bairdii (prairie deer mouse)
Lineage: Eukaryota; Metazoa; Chordata; Mammalia; Rodentia; Cricetidae
Product: flavin-containing monooxygenase 5-like
Molecular function (GO): flavin adenine dinucleotide binding; N,N-dimethylaniline monooxygenase activity; NADP binding
Source: RefSeq, a predicted model, not a curated record
AUGACGGUAAAGAAAAUUGCAGUGAUUGGUGCCGGAGUCAGCGGACUGGGUGCCAUCAAGAGCUGUUUGGAGGAGGGACUAGAACCUACAUGUUUUGAAAAGAGCAGUGACAUUGGAGGACUGUGGAGAUAUGAGGAGACACCAGAAAGUGGAAGGCCUGGGAUAUACAAAUCUUUGACCUGCAAUACAUCCAAGGAGAUGACAGGCUUCAGCGACUUCCCCAUCCCUGACCAUUACCCCAACUACAUGCACAACACCAAAAUGAUGGAGUAUCUCAGGAUGUAUGCCAGGCACUUCGGGCUGAUGAAACACAUCCAGUUCCAGACAAAGGUGUGCAGUAUAAGGAAGCGCCCUGAUUUUUCAUCCUCUGGCCAGUGGGAUGUUGUGGUGGAAGCUGAUGAGGUACAGAAAACUUAUAUCUUUGAUGGGAUCAUGGUCUGCAGCGGACACUACAGCGAGAAGCAUUUUCCUUUACAGGAUUUCCCAGGAAUCACCAAGUUCCAAGGCAGCCAUCUCCACAGCUGGGAGUAUAAGCACCCAGGCAACUUUGAGGGGAAGAGAGUGGUCGUGAUCGGCAUCGGGAAUUCUGGAGCAGAUGUGGCAAGCGAGAUCGGUCGUGUUGCUGAACAGGUUUUCCUCAGCACAAGACGAGGGGCGUGGAUUUGGAACCGUGUUUGGGAUCAUGGGAAUCCUAUGGAUGCUACACUCUUCACUCGUUAUAACAGAGCUGUCCAAAAGGUCUGCCCCACGUACCUGAUCAACAGACAGAUAGAGAACAAGUUAAACUUGAGGUUUAACCAUGCCAGUUACGGACUGCUGCCUCAACACAGAAUUCUUGACCACCGGACAGUUCUCAGUGACGACCUGCCAAACCGUAUCAUUACUGGAAAAGUGCAGAUAAAACCAAACGUGAAAGAGUUCACUUCAACAUCGGCCAUCUUUGAGGACGGAACUGAAGAGAACAUAGACGUUGCCAUCUUUGCCACAGGCUACACAUUGUCCUUCCCUUUCCUGAAUGAUGACCCGACCAUCCUGGACAGCCAGUACUCCAUGUUUAAGUUCGUCUUCCCUCCCGAGUUGGAGAAGCCAACCCUAGCUUUCAUUGGCAUCCUCCAGCCUGCUGGAGCUGUCAUCCCCACCUCCGAGCUCCAAAGCCGAUGGGUUGUGCGUGUGUUCACAGGACUGAAAAAGUUGCCCUCAAAGAAAGACAUGAUGGCUGACAUCGACAGAAAAAGACGAAAAAUGACCAAAAACUUUACAAAAAACUUCAGAGAUUCUCGUCGAGUACAGUUCAUCGACUACAUGGAUGAAAUCGCUUCAGAGUUAGGCGUCAAACCCAGCCUGCUCUCUCUCUUCCUCUGGGACACAAAGCUGGCCAAGGAGAUUUUCUGUGGUCCCUGCACCUCCUACCAAUACCGUCUACAAGGGCCAGGGAAAUGGGCUGGGGCCCGGGCAGCCAUCCUCACUCAGAGAGAAAGGAUGCUCAAACCCCUGAGAACCCGUGUGCUCCAACAAUCGCAGACCUCCCUCUCUCGUCUUUUCUGGGUCAAAAGUAUCUGUGUUGUCAUUUUUUUCUUUGUUUCCAUGUUAGCUAUCAUGCAUAUCACAAGUCAUUAA